Molecule: messenger RNA, 4346 nt
Organism: Salvelinus fontinalis (brook trout)
Lineage: Eukaryota; Metazoa; Chordata; Actinopteri; Salmoniformes; Salmonidae
Gene: cdk11b
Product: cyclin dependent kinase 11B
Exons: 19
Coding region: 126-2189 (687 amino acids)
Biological process (GO): regulation of mitotic cell cycle; protein phosphorylation
Cellular component (GO): nucleus
Molecular function (GO): ATP binding; cyclin-dependent protein serine/threonine kinase activity
Source: RefSeq, a predicted model, not a curated record
AAGAAGAAGAAGAAGGAAGCGUUUGAGUCUUCCGGUUGUCCAAGAUUGCGCGGAGUAUAUUUCAGUGAAACUGCUAUGGAUAUGAUACGAGGCGCUACUCAGCAGGUGGCGGCGAGCGGGUGCUGAUGGGGGACGAAAAGGACACCUGGAAAGUGAAAACACUCGACGAAAUUCUCCAAGAGAAGAAACGCAGACGGGAGCUGGAGGAGAGUACGGAGCCCAAACGUCUGAAAAAUUGCGUUCCGUGCCCUGUUCCACAGACGGAUGAUCGGGAAGCCAAACGGGACACUCCGGAAGAAGGAGAACUACGGGAUAAAAAAAUGGAAAUAACAAUCCGGAAUUCCCCGUACAUACGGGAAGAUUCCACAGAGGACAGGGGCAGCCUGUUUGUUGAGUCGUUGGCACUAGACAGUCUUCCCAAUUCCAGGGGAGAAGAGGAUGAAUCGCUGGCAAUAAAGCCUCCCCAGCAAAUUACCAGAAAAGACAAAUCUCACCACAGAAAGGAGGAGAAAAGAAAGGACAAGAGACGCCGCCGCAGUCACUCUGCUGAAGGAGCAGCAGGGAAACGCGUUCGGCCCAAAGACAAGGACAGGGAGAGUGAGCGCAGAAAGCGGCAGUGGGAGGAGCAAGACAAGGCCCGGCGAGACUGGGAGAGGCAGAAACGCAGGGAACAGGCCAGAGCACAAUCCCGCAGAGAGAGAGCUCCUGACAGGAUUCCCCCGUCUUCCCCGGACUACAGGGACAGGUUGGAGCAGGUGGAGCGCCAGCGCGAGAGGGACCGCAAGCUCCGCGAGCAGCAGCAGAAGGAGCAGCGUGAGCAGAAGGAGAGGGAGAGAAGGGCAGAGGAGCGCCGGAAAGAGCGCGAGGUGCGCCGAGAAGUUCCGUCCCACCACCGUGCGCUGCCCGAUGAGUACGGUGACAAGCCCAAACAGAGCCACCGCAGUCGCAGCCCUAACCAGGCUCCCCGGGAUAGACUGGAGCAAAACAGCGAGCCACACAGAACUGCGGCAAAGGAUGAGAAGCCUGAGGACAAGGACCUUCUCUCUGACCUCCAGGACAUCAGUGACAGCGAGAGGAAGACCAGUACAGGAGAGUCCUCCUUAGGUUCAGGGUCAGGCUCGGAUGAUGAGGAGAAUGAUGAUGGAUCUAGCAGCGAGGAAGAGGAAUCGGGUUCGGGCUCAGGAGAAUCUGACCAGACUGCAGGUGACGUGAGUGAAGACGAGCGGUCUGAGGAAGAGUUUGAGGAAGAAAGAGAGAACAGCAACCAUAUUGCUCCAGUGCCUGAGUCACGAUUUGACCAUGACACUGAGGAAAGUGGAGAGGAGGAGGAGGAGGAGGAGGAAGCAGGGGAGGGAGACGUCACCCCCCAGUCGGUGUCCCACUCCCACUCAGCCACCCCUGAACCUGAGGAGAACUACAUCCCUGACUCUCCUCCUAUCUCCCCGGUGGAGCUAAAGAAGGAGCUGCCCAAGUACCUGCCAGCUCUACAGGGGUGUCGCAGUGUGGAGGAGUUCCAGUGUCUUAAUCGCAUCGAGGAAGGGACCUACGGUGUGGUGUACAGGGCCAAGGACAAAAAAACAGAUGAGAUUGUAGCCUUGAAGCGUUUGAAGAUGGAGAAGGAGAAAGAAGGUUUCCCCAUCACGUCUCUGAGAGAGAUCAACACCAUUCUGAAGGCCCAGCACCCCAACAUCGUCACUGUCAGGGAAAUCGUUGUUGGAAGCAACAUGGACAAGAUCUACAUUGUUAUGAACUACGUGGAGCACGACCUGAAGAGCUUGAUGGAGACCAUGAAACAGCCUUUCCUGCCAGGCGAAGUGAAGACCCUGAUGAUCCAACUGCUGCGAGGCGUCCGCCAUCUCCACGACAACUGGAUCCUCCACCGCGACCUGAAGACCUCCAACCUGCUGCUCAGCCACAAGGGGAUCCUUAAGGUGGGGGACUUUGGUCUGGCCCGUGAGUAUGGUUCUCCCCUGAAGCCCUACACGCCUGUGGUGGUGACACUGUGGUACCGUUCUCCAGAGCUGCUGCUGGGAGCCAAAGAGUACUCCACAGCUGUGGACAUGUGGUCUGUGGGCUGCAUAUUUGGAGAGCUCCUUACCCAGAAACCUCUCUUCCCUGGAAAAUCUGAAAUCGACCAAAUUAACAAGAUAUUUAAGCACAAUGACCCAACACACCUCCAGGCUGUGUAAGGGCUAUUUGACCAAGAAAGAUAGUGAUGGAGUGCUGCAUCAGAUGACCUGGCCUCCACAAUCACCCAACUUUAAACCAAUUGAGAUAGUUUGUGAUGAGUUGGACCACAGAGUGAAGGUAAACUAGCCAUCAAAAUCAAGUCAUUGUAUUUGUCACAUGCGCCGAAUCACCUUACAGUGAAAUGCUUACUUACAAGCCCUUAACCAACAACAGUUUUAAGAAAAUUAAGUGUUAAAUUAUUUACUAAGAAACUUAAGUAAACAUUUUUACUAAGGAGCAACAAUAAAAUAACAGUAGCGAGGCUAUAUACAGCAACGGUUAGUCGAGGUAAUAUAUAUGCAUGUAGGUAGAGGUUAAGUGACUAUGCAUGGAUAAUAAACAGAGUAGCAGCAGUUUCAAAAAUGUUCAAAUGGGGGGAGGGGACAAGGCAAAUAGUCCGGGUAGCCAUUUGAUUAGCUGUUCAGUCUUAUGGCUUGUUAAGAAGCCUUUUGGACUUAGACUAGCAGAGGGAAAGUCUUGGACUAUGGUUGCUGGGGUCUUUGGCAAUUUUUUGGGACUUUCUCUGACACCUGCUGGGUAUGGAGGUACUGGAUGGCAGGAAGCUUGGCCCCGGUGAUGUACUGGGCAUACGCACUACCCUCCUGUAGUGCCUUGCGGUUGGAGGCCGAGCAGUUGCCGUACCAGGCGGUGAUGCAACCAGUCAUGAUUCGAUAUUGCAGUUGCCAUACCAGGCGGUGAUGCAACCAGUCAUGAUUCGUUGGUGCAGCUGUAUAACUUUUUGAGGAUCUGAGGACCCAUGCCAAAUCUUUUCAGUCUCUUGAGGGGGAAUAGGCAUUGUCGUGCCCUCUUCAUGACUGUCUUGGUGUGUUUGGACCAAUGUAGUUUGUUGGUGAUGUGGACACCAAGGAACUUGAAGCUCUCAACCUGCUCCACUACAGCUCUGUCGAUGAGAAUGGGGGCGUGCUCAGUCCUCCUUUUCUGUAGUCCACAAUCAUCUCUUUUUUUCUUGAUCACGUUGAGGGAGAGAUUGUUGUUGUGCCAGGUCUCUGACCACCUCUCUAUAGGCUGUCUCAUUAUUGUCGGUGAUCAGUCCUACUACUGUUGUGUUGUCGGCAAACUUAAUGAUGGUGUUGGAGUUGUGCUUGGCCAUGCAGUCAUGGGUGAACAGGGAGUACAAGAGGGGACUGAGCACGCACCCCUGAGGGGCCUCUGUGUUGAGGAUCAGCGUGUUGUUACUUACCCUUAUUACCUGGGGGAGGCCCAUCAGGAAUUGCAGCAUCCUGUUGCACAGGGAGGUGUUUAGUCCCAGGGUCCUUAGCUUAGUUAUGAGCUUUGAGGGCACUAUGGUGUUGAACGCUGAGCUGUAGUCAGUCAAUGAAUAGCAUUCUCACAUAGGUGUUCCUUUUAUUCAGGUGUGAAAGGGCAGUGUGGAGUGCAAUAGAGAUGGCAUCUUCUGUGGAUCUGUUGGGGCAGUAUGCAAAUUGGUGUUGCUUGACUCGAAGCUAGCAUUUAAGUUAUUUAGCUCAUCUGAUAGGCUUGUGUCACUGGGCAGCUCGCGGCUGUGCUUCCCUUUGUAGUCCGUAAUAGUUUGCAAGCCCUGCCACAUCCGACGAGCGUCGGAGCUGGUGUGCUCAGCAUAUGUGGGAACUCCUUCGAGACUGUUGGAAAAGGAUUCCAGGUGAAGCUGGUUGAGAGAAUGCCAAUGUGUGCAAAGCUGUCAAGGCAAAGGGUUACUACUUUGAAGAUUAUCAAAUAUAUGUUGAUUUAACUUUUUUGGUGUCUUCAUGAUUCCAUGUGUUCAUAGUUCUGAUGUCUUCACUAUUAUUCUACAAUGUAAACAUUUUUUUAAAAUAAAGAAACUCUUGAAUGAGUAGGUGUGUCCAAACCUUUGACUGGUACUGUACAUCUGCAUACAUUCUUGAUAGCCACCACGUUUUUGUGAGUUUUGCAGUUUUAUGAUCUCCCCACAGUGUUGCAGAGUUAGGAAUAUAAUAUAGUCAGAUUAAAUGGAUUUAAUUUGACGGCACAAUCUAUUUUUCACUGCGGUUCAAUGACCCAGUCUCUUUUAGACAGUGUGACGUAACGGUCUUGUCUGUGGCGCUUGUCUGGCUGGGCUAACCGUAAAACUCAGAUUAAAAGAUGUGGUCUUGACUGUG